This is a messenger RNA of Mesorhabditis belari, 1566 nucleotides long. NCBI's taxonomy places the organism in Eukaryota, Metazoa, Nematoda, Chromadorea, Rhabditida, Rhabditidae. The record is from the annotation of a GenBank genome assembly.
AUGGCCACUACUGAUAACAAUCAAGGACAAAGCACUUCGAUGAGUCAACAAAAUGCGUCCAAUUCAAACCAGAGUCGAUACGCGGAACGGGUCGUACGAAAUGUUCAAUUUCCGAUCUCUGAUCGUCUCACUGUUGAGCAGGUCUACGAUCGUCGAUCCAACAAGCCAAGGCCAGAGGUGCUCAAAGAGCAUUUCGUGAAGGAGGGUCGGAUAGACGAAGAGGCAGCGAUUCGAAUCAUCCAGGAAUGCAGUCAGCUCUUCAAACAGGAGAAAACGAUGCUCGAUGUCGAGGCCCCGGUGACCGUUUGUGGGGAUAUUCACGGGCAAUUCUUCGAUCUCAUGAAAUUAUUUGAUGUAGGCGGCUCACCAGCAAAUACGAAGUAUUUAUUCCUCGGCGACUACGUGGAUCGUGGAUAUUUCUCAAUUGAAUGUGUUCUCUAUUUGUGGGCGUUGAAAGUCUGCUAUCCGACGACACUUUUCCUUUUGCGUGGAAAUCACGAGUGCCGACAUCUCACCGAGUAUUUCACGUUCAAGCAAGAAUGUAAGAUCAAGUACUCGGAGCGUGUCUACGAGGAAUGUAUGACGUCAUUCGACGCGCUUCCCCUGGCCGCAUUAAUGAAUCAGCAAUUCUUAUGCGUGCAUGGGGGUCUUUCGCCCGAGAUUCACACCUUAGAUGAUAUCAGAAGGUUGGAUCGUUUUAAAGAGCCACCAGCUUUUGGUCCAAUGUGCGAUUUAUUGUGGUCAGAUCCGCUCGAGGAUUUCGGGAAUGAGAGAAACGCUGAGCAAUUCAGUCAUAACUCAGUUCGAGGAUGCUCAUACUUUUACAGUUAUGCGGCUUGUUGUGAUUUUUUGCAGCAGAACAAUUUGCUCUCAAUCAUUCGAGCUCACGAGGCACAAGAUGCUGGAUAUCGAAUGUAUCGAAAAUCUCAAGCGACAGGCUUUCCCUCACUCAUCACAAUAUUUAGUGCUCCCAAUUAUUUGGAUGUAUAUAACAAUAAAGCAGCCAUUUUGAAAUACGAGAACAAUGUGAUGAACAUUCGUCAAUUCAAUUGUUCUCCUCAUCCGUACUGGUUACCAAAUUUCAUGGAUGUUUUCACGUGGUCAUUGCCGUUUGUCGGAGAAAAGGUAACGGAAAUGCUGGUGCACAUUUUGAAUAUUUGCUCGGACGAUGAAUUGAUGCAAGAAGCUGAUGACACCUUUGAAGGUGGCGUACCAUCGGCGAGAAAAGAAGUCAUUCGUACAAAGAUACGAGCUAUUGGCAAAAUGGCAAGGGCAUUCUCUGUACUUCGACACGAGAGUGAGACAGUUGUCCAACUGAAGGGACUGCAUCCGGGCGGAAAAUUACCUCAAGGGGUCCUUUCCGGUGGAAGACAAACGCUACAAGAGACCCUAUCUGGUUUCUCGCCCGGCCACAAGAUUCAAUCAUUCGACGAGGCGAAAAGACUCGAUAAAAUCAACGAAAGAAUGCCACCAACAAUGGGGCAACCAUCACCGGGUAGCUCACCCGGUGGAUCACCAUUACCAAGAAGAGAUCACGAUAAUCCAUCUCCAUCUAAUGCUCGACGC